Messenger RNA from Auxenochlorella protothecoides, 369 nucleotides. RefSeq lists its product as hypothetical. The coding region runs from base 1 to 369 and encodes 122 amino acids. The transcript is spliced from 3 exons. Lineage: Eukaryota; Viridiplantae; Chlorophyta; Trebouxiophyceae; Chlorellales; Chlorellaceae. The record is from RefSeq and is a predicted model, not a curated record.
AUGUGUAUGGCCUGUCAGAGACACGGCUGGAGGCCGAUGCCGGGAUUCAAGCGUCCGGCAUGUGGCAGGGCAUGCGGGCGCGAAGCGCCCCGAUGCCUGUGUGUGCUCCCGUCUCCCUCCUCACAGGACGAACCCACAACGUGCGGCAAGGGCGGACUGUGCCACACUUAUAUCACCCUCCACCAUACCGAGUCGUUUGUUGCAUGCUCUCACAAUAACCUGUCCCAGGUCUUCCUCUGCUGGAGUAGCGUGACCGCAUGGCAGCUAGGAUUUUGGCCAACCUGGCUGUCGCGGGUGCGACAGUCCUGUUUCGUGCCGCAACGCAAGCAUACCGCCAGGCCCUCGUCAACGCCCAGAAGUCCGGUGUGA